UCGUUUGCCGCGAAAACAUUUGUUUACUUUCUUUUUCUGUGGGAAUUUUGAUUGUAAUAAACUAAACUGAAACAAACUAAAAACAAAUUAAACUUGAUUGUUUUUGCUAAAGAAGUCUCUUUCAUAAUUAAGUUUAAUCAUGGCUGAAAUUGAAGAUGUUGAAAUGGUUGAUGAAAAUGAGAGGGAGACUGAACAAAAAAUAAUUAACAAAGAAAAACCGAAAGAAGGCGGACAUAUUCCAUGGGUUGAAAAGUAUCGACCUAAAACAUUUAAAGAGAUUGUAGGCAAUGAAGAAGCUGUGCAGCGUUUUGAAGUAUUUUCAAGAGAAGGAAAUAUUCCUAAUGUUAUAUUAGCUGGCCCUCCAGGUGUAGGAAAAACAACUACCAUUUUAUGUUUAGCGAAAAUCAUGUUGGGCCCUUGUUUUAAAGAUGCUGUAUUGGAAUUGAAUGCUUCAAAUGACAGAGGUAUUGAUGUGGUUAGAAAUAAAAUCAAGAUGUUUGCUCAACAGAAAGUUACUCUUCCUAAAGGAAAACACAAGAUUAUUAUUUUAGAUGAGGCUGAUAGUAUGACUGAAGGGGCUCAGCAAGCCCUAAGGAGAACAAUGGAAAUCUAUUCUAAAACAACAAGAUUUGCUCUAGCCUGCAAUGCUUCUGAUAAAAUUAUUGAACCUAUUCAGUCCAGAUGUGCUAUGGUGCGCUUUGGGAAACUUUCGGAUCUACAAAUUCUGUCUAAGAUAAUUGAAGUUUGUAAAGCAGAAGAUGUAAGCUAUACUGAUGAUGGUUUAGAGGCUUUAAUAUUUACAGCACAAGGUGACAUGCGACAGGCUUUGAACAAUUUGCAGUCAACUGUUUCAGGAUUUGGCCAUGUCAAUAGUGAAUAUGUUUUUAAGGUUUGUGAUGAACCACAUCCUCUUCUAAUAAAAGAUAUGCUUAAGCAUUGUGUCGAUAACAAGCUGCCCGAAGCAUAUAAAAUAUUGCUGCAUCUAUGGAAAUUAGGUUAUGCUUGUGAAGAUAUAAUAGCAAUUAUAUUUCGAGUUUGUAAAACUCAUGAAAUGCCUGAAUAUUUGAAACUUGAAUUUAUCAAGGAAAUAGGUUUAACCCACUUAAGAAUUGUUCAAGGUGUGCAGUCUUUGUUACAGUUAUCAGGUCUUCUUGCACGUUUAUGUAAAAAAGCUAAAACAAUGCCAUCAUAGUAAUUUGUAACACAUUUUUCUUCUUGUAUAUACAAUGAAGAAAACUUACUUUCAGAUUUAUUUAUUUUUUAAAUAAAUUGUAUAUAAUGAUUCA
Molecule: messenger RNA, 1286 nt
Organism: Argiope bruennichi
Lineage: Eukaryota; Metazoa; Arthropoda; Arachnida; Araneae; Araneidae
Gene: RfC4
Product: replication factor C subunit 2-like
Exons: 10
Coding region: 140-1192 (350 amino acids)
Biological process (GO): DNA-templated DNA replication; DNA repair
Cellular component (GO): nucleus; DNA replication factor C complex
Molecular function (GO): DNA binding; DNA clamp loader activity; ATP hydrolysis activity
Source: RefSeq, a predicted model, not a curated record